Messenger RNA from Cynoglossus semilaevis (tongue sole), 5214 nucleotides. RefSeq lists its product as uncharacterized. The record is from RefSeq and is a predicted model, not a curated record. The transcript is spliced from 12 exons. The coding region runs from base 720 to 3488 and encodes 922 amino acids. NCBI's taxonomy places the organism in Eukaryota, Metazoa, Chordata, Actinopteri, Pleuronectiformes, Cynoglossidae.
GUGGGAUGAACUCAGUCUUUAUUAGAAGCAAACAGAGCACUUCAGCUACUGAAGCUUAGACAAGGCAAUGUCCCGGGCAAGUCAGGUCUGGAUUAAAGAACAAGUUCAGUGAAGUGCUCAUAAAGCAAAGGAAAUCUGGCAAGAGAGUCAAGGGAGUGCAACUGAACAUAUAGGUGGCAGUGGUUGAGCAGAUUAAAGGAAUAAAGGCAGGAGUUGAACAAAGGAGCAAAAGCACAAGGGACAUUCAAGGAGCAGACUGUGACAACUACAAGAAACACCACUAGAUUUGACCAAAUAUCACUAAAAGUGUUUGAUUUGGUCUCUUACAUCAACGCAGUAAUUGAAAAUGGUUUGUUAACAUCACAUUGCUGGAGAGAGAAAAACAAAUAAAAAGAAAGAAAAAUUAAAGAAGACCAUAUGAAAGAUGAUCCUGGCGCAACAAGUGGAGUUUGGGGAAGACAAGUGACGCUCCAACAUGAUCUUCAUCUUCAACCCCCACAGUCAGUGUUAGUCUGACCGCCCACAGUCCAUCAGGGGGAGGAGGAGGAGACGAGGGAGGGAGAAAGUACUGCUUUGUGAAUGAGCGGAUCGGCGAAGAGGAGAAAAACUGAACUUUACUCCUAUUAUUCCUGCAGCGUUUGGCCGCGGAGGUGUCCGUGUACUAGCCGGUGCAGAGAGGAGCAGAGCAGGAUUCACAUAUUUCAGAGAAGCUGUAAAUCAUGGCGGUGCCUUUGGCCUGUGUGGUCUGUCUGUGCCUGUUGGUGGUCGUUACAUGCGAGCCCUGCCUCAUCAUCAGCGAAAUCAAUGCCGACAACCCCAGACUGGACACCACUGAGUUUGUGGAGCUGUAUCACACCAGUGGACAACGGGCUACACUGGACGGCUACACGCUUGUUUUUUACAAUGGAAAUGGAAAUGUAGCCUAUAAGGUGUUGGAUCUCAAAGGCCACAGCACAGAUGACAGAGGGUUCUUCCUGGUGGGCUCAGUGGACAUGAUGCCCAAACCUGCCAUCCCCCUGCCUCCCAACACUGUUCAGAACGGUCCAGAUGCCAUCGUUCUGUACCACACAUCUGCUGCCCGCUACAGUGAGAAGAUGAACGUAACCUCCGUAGGAAUGGUGGACGCCAUUGUGUACAUGACCCGCCGAACCGGGGGCGCGGAAAUCCUUGCAGAAAUUCUGACACCUGGAGAACAGGCGUUUGUGGAGGACGAAACAGCACUUGAGGGGGACGAGUCGAUCGAGAGGUGCCUGCUCUCCGAGGAUCGCUGGGGCUUUCAGGUGUCAUCACCAUCGCCUGGUCAGCGAAACAACUGCACCCCGCCUGCAGCUCCAGUAACCAGUCCAGUCAUCACUGAGUUGAGGCUGGGGGGAGGGCAGGUGGAGGGGUUUGUGGAGUUCUCAGAUGCUCCAGCUGCUGGUCCUCUGGUGCUGGUGGUGUUGGACGGGAGAACAGACACAGUCAGUGUGAGCAUGGAUGUGAAUGUUGAGGCUUCCAGGAAUCUUUUGGUCUCCAUGACUAUAGAGAAAAAGUACAUGAAAGGAGAUGAGUCUGGAGCAGUGGCCAUUUACAGCGGCAGAGCUUCAGACUUCCCUGUGGGCAGUUCUCUGAGCCAGAUACAGCCUUUAGAUGCCUUUGUGUUCGCAGGGCCUGGAAAAAAGCCUAGCGCCAACCUCACAGAGACUCUCAUCCCUGGCAGACAGCCUUACCAACUCAGCAACAGUCUGAGAGAGGGAGGUUUCUACCUAAGUCGCUGUGGCGUGGCCUCCUGGUCCAGAGAUCCUGGUGCCUUCUGGGAGGCUCCACAAACACCUGGACUCCCCAACCAGUGUCCGUGGCCUAAGAUCUGCCCUUACAGUUUUGUGAAUCCAGGAGGCACCGAUUCACCACCUCACCUCCCACCAUGGGGCAACAGUGACUUCCUGAUCAACGAGGUGAACACGGACACACCAGGGACAGCCGAGGACGGGGAGUACAUCGAGCUUUGGCACCCAUCAGGACGCCGGGUCUCACUUCAGGGAAUCUGGAUUCUAUUAUUCAGCGCACACAACAAUAAACCGUACAGAGAGAUCAGCCUCAGUGGACACUUCACCACCUCCAAGGGUUACUUCCUGUUGGGCAGUGAUAGGUUAGUCCCAGCUCCUUCACUCCGCCUGCCUCCCAACACCAUCCAGAAUGGGCCGGAUGCCAUGGCGUUGUACCGCAGCCCUUUUGGGCCACCUUCAGCUACACAGAGAGGGAUCCCCACCAAAGGCCUGUUAGAUGCAGUGGUGUACCGCCAGAGAGGGUCAGACAAGGAGGCUCAGGAGCUGAGCAAAGCUCUGACACCAGGACAACUGCCUCUGCUGGAGGAUCCUGAAGUUCUGCCUGGUGACGAGUCUCUGAGUCGCUGUAGAGGACUUUACCCCUUCGACCUGUCUGCCUUUUCUGUGGCUCCUCCCACACCUCUGAGGGACAACAGCUGUCCACGCCCAUCUCCCGCACCUGAAGGUGUGGUCAUCAAUGAAGUAGCCAGUGAAAGCUGGACCCAUCACAGCAACCAGAGGGCUUUCGUGGAGCUGCACGGUCCUCCUCUGACUGAGCUGCGAGGCUUGUUGUUGUCAGUGUUUGACCAGGAGCGCAGCGGCACGGUUAUGGCUCUGCCCCUGACUGGAUCAAUCAAUACAGAUGGAUUUUAUGUUAUUGGAAAUGUCAGUGGGGCAGAUCAGACGUUUCCUGAAGGUUCCACGGUUCCAGAGCGAGGAGCAGUGGUUCUGUGCUACGACCUCUUCAGUAUCUGCAGAGCGGGCACGGCCUUGACCAACUCCAGCCUCCGAGACGUGCUGGUGUUCAGUGACAACAGGAAACUGCUCUCCUCCCUGCCCACCAAUAGAGGGAGCCCUGUUCUUCCAGCACACAGAUCAGUAGAAGACGGCAUUGUCUCCCUAGGCCGGUGUUCAUGCUGUGAAGUGAGAAGCCCCUACUCCUGGACCACCUCCUCCCAAACUCCUUUUUACCCCAAUCUGUGUCCGAGUCCUGCCUUUUCAAGUCACAUCAACCUUUGCAUUGGUCCUCUGUCCACGGAGCACUCAGGAGACUGCAGUAGCGGUCUGAUCCAGGUGAUGUGGGUCACUGCAGCGGCUGACUACCUGGAGAGGAGGUGCCACUGUGGGAUCUCCCCCUUCCAUCUAGAGGAAACCAACUUCUCAUGUGCGUCUGAUUGGCUGCGAGUGUGGGGAAACAUCCAGGCUCUGUCUAACCAUCAGAAGGCCCUCAUCAUUGAGGCUUCGCACACGGAUCCUUCACAGGACAUGUGCUCUUCACCCACAACAGAUCGUUAUAAGAGCUCAGCAUCAACCCUGGGUCUACAAAUCGGCUUGAUUAUAUCACUCCUUCUGCUGCUGGGAUUAGGAGCUGCUCUUUUCACCUACUUCUACAGGAGGAGGCGUCCUCUGGAUUAUUACACCAUGGAGUUGAAUGAGCACGCAGAAGGACUAUCGGAUCUAUAAUUCAGGUCUGCGAUCACUGCGUCUGCCUCUGGAGGUUCUCUCACAUGUUGGAGGAUUUCUGCAGAGACACAAAGGCAUUGUGAUUAUUGAGUAGUCCCCACAGGUUCAUUUGACCUGCUCCCAGUGAUUCUGUGCUUGUUUGGUGGCUGCCCUGAACAACAAGUGUCCUUCCCAGUUUACUGUCUGAGAAAUGACUUGUCGUUGUCUGUUUUUGCGGCAUCUUCUGGACCCCCUAAUAGACAGUCAGCGACAGGACAUCCCAUUUGGGCCUGAGUAGAAUUCUGAGGACGUGUGAAGGUAAAGUGUUUACUGUACAGCAACUGCUGGCCACUACUUUAUAAAGAUUGUAAAGGGAGGUUUUAUUCUAAAUACUUGAGUAUUACGUGGUUCAUUUUGUUGACUUGUGUAUGUUACUGUGGAGCACAGUCUGUCAGUGUAAAUAUGAUAUUAUUUUCACUUUUCUUGGUUUUAAAAGGUCUUAUUCGGGAUGAUCUGACUAGUACUCACAUCUUUUAUUCAGAAUUAGAUACGGUUCUGAUGGUUCUACUAGUCCGAUUAAGACCCAUGACUCCCACAAGCAGGUGUGUCCAAUGUUUGGCACUGAGCCCAUUUGAUUUUUGAUUCAUUUGAUUAACAGUUACACCUUAAAGUCCAUUCGUAUUGAUUAAUCCUGACACCCCCCCCCCAACCCCCAUUGACAUAUAUUUGUUAUGUUUUGAAUGGUAACUAUCUUUCUUUGAGAAAAGGACAACAGAAAAAUGAAAUGUCAAACAUACACUUUGACUUGUUCAUUCAGAAUAACUUGCCUUUUAUCCUUAAUGCUGAAUGCACUCGUUUGGAAGAGUACUUUUUGGGAACGUUUAGCUGUUUCAUGGGCAAAUCUUCAGCAAUAUUUUUUAGCACAUUAGGGAUAUUUAGUCCAUAUUAUGGCUACUUCUUAUCUUCUGGUUAAUGUUAAACAUUUUAAUUCUCCCUGCUGUCUUCUGCCAACUUUAAGCUAAUUAAUUUAGCACUUGGGUUUUUCCACAUAGUUGUGUAAUGUUUUGGCUAAUUUAAAAAGAAUAAUUAAUUUAGAGUGGCAUUAGGGUUUUUUCUUUCAGUGCUGUUGUACUUAGAGACCUUAAAGAUGUGCUCUUAUGUACAAAAUAACAUAUAUAUGUAUAUAUAUAUAGUCAUAUACAGAACUGUGUUUUACUACUGACAUGUUUCUGGCUGACAUGCGAGCAGUUAGCAUGCAAGCCACAAACAUCCCACCAAUCCAACAGCUGUGUCCUAUACAUAUAUUCAUUAAAUCUGCCCCCUUAAAAAUAUUUUUAGAAAAGGACAUUUUGGAUUCUUCGACUACAGAGUCUUGAGUUUCAUUUUUGUUUUAUGUGAAUGACUAACCUGCGAUUGUUUAUAACCACUUGUUUCUGCUUUCUUAGCCCCUGUUUAUUUUUCUCGAAUGAAAUAUAUAUGAACAUGCAAAAUGGUGUUUUGUUAAAUGAUGUAAUUUUUUUUUGUUUGUCAUUAGUUUGGAAGAAAGAAAUUAGACCUUUUGAUGUGUAACCUGUCCACAGUGGCUCAGACAUCUCUACUGUUGCUUUUUUACUACUUAUUAUAAGUGAAAAAUGAGAUGAAAAUGUAUAAAUGGAUUGUUUUACAGUGGAGUCCAUAUUGAAAUGAAAUAUCAAAUCUACUAAGACCUAAAGUGCCAUUAAAUAAACACAAACGUUAUCCUUAAAAA